CAUGAGGAGAAAAAACCAAAAAGAAGAAAGAACAAAGCCUCCCGUUCCCUCCCUCCAUCGAAUAACCAAACAAACAAACAUACAAACCAGGCACCAGUCCUCACUUGCCUCAGCUGUUCCGCUAAUCAUCGUCAACCGCAGCCCUCUCUGUCUGUCUUGAUUUCAUUCCAUUUAGUGGUCUCGCGCACCGGAGAUUUAAUUCCCUUAAUUUUCUGUGCUGGUUGUGUUUGGUUUUCUCGUUUUGCUUCACGUUUUGCGGGGUGAGGCGGUUGUGGUAGUUAGACCCGGGGUUGGUGUGUGUGUGUGUGUAUGUAUGUAGCGGGAUUGACCAGGAGUUGUGAGUAGUUUGACGUCGGGGAUUGGCGGUGUGGAGAAUGUGGACGGCGUGAGAAGUGUUUUUAUUUGUGGUAUUAUUUUUUGUGGAGAUAAUUUGUGGAGGUGUUAUUUAGCGCGGCUGGAAGUUUGGUGGGAGGGGGACGAGUGUGGUUAAGUGGACUGUUGGCGAGGUGAGGCGAAAUGGGCAGCCCGGAGGCCGUGGGAACGCCGGGAAGUGCGUUUGAGGACCUUACUGGAGUCCUGCAAGGGUGGAAGCGCAAGGUGUCUGGGAAGAAAGGCGGCACCCCAAAGAAGAAGGACGUGACUUUUGUGGCUCCUGAUGGCGAAGAAGUGAAGAACAAGAGGCAACUGGAUAAAUAUCUGAAAGCUCAUCCAGGAACGUUGUCUGCGAAGGAUUUUGAUUGGGUUGUUCCAGCUGGCGAUGCUGUCACCCCCACGGAAAAUCGGAGAAGAUCUGCAAGACUGAAUUCCAAGGGCCGGCCUUCCACCGAAGGCGUUGAUGAAGACACCGAGCUGAAACAGCCCGUGGUCAAGAGGUCAAGGAAGAGCCGUGACAACGGAAAGGACGAAAGCGAUGGCAAGGACGACGGCGACGUGAACGCAGUGACGAAGAAUGGAGUCCACGAGCCUGCAGAGAAGAAAGUGGAGGAGAAGGAAGCCAUGGAUGUGGACGCCCGCAAGGCGGAGGGUGGUGGUGAGGAGGAAGGCAAGGACGUGACGACGGAAUCGGCGAGUGAUAAAGUCGAGGACGAGAAGGUGGUGUCGGAGGGGAUCGACGUUGAGAAGCCCGUGGAGGCUGCGACGGAGGCAUCGACAAAAGGCGAGGGGGAGUCCAAGGUGGUGUCGGAGGGGAUCGACGUCGAGAAGCCCGUGGAGGCUGCGACGGAGGCAUCGACGAAAGGCGAGGGGAAAUCGAAGGUGGAGGGCAAAGGAGUGGGGAACGGCGACGCAGAGAAGGCGAGCGAAGAGGCUGGCGAAAAAGUGGAAGUGGCGGAGGAGGCCCGGUCCGAGGACACCCCUGCGACGAUCGGAGAAGUCGGGAAGCCUGAGGCUGUGGAAGCUCCGGGUGCAGAGGCGGAGGCAGUCGCCUAGGAGGCAGGGUCUGUGCAGCAGGGUGUAGAGAGGAGAGCGAAUGCACGCAAAGUAGCGUUUGGGGACGCCGAGGCAGAGCGAGCGUCCAAUGCAUGGAUGGUAGAAGGAUGGUAGCGGCGAGAGCAUCUCUUCUGGCAUGCGGAGGAUGGGACGGAGGUUGGCGUGGAGCUUGCAGCUCUGGGGCCGACGGGUGGUAGGAUGUCGGGAUGGUGGUUGUAUGUAAGCGUGGCAAGUGGGGCAAGGGUGGCCGAGGAGGAGUGAGGUAUGUUGAUGAACAGAGGCGCAAGGACACACUCCAGGCGGUCGAAGCGCGGGGGAGGUAGAGAACGGGUAGAGGGGGACGGCGGAGUGAUACAAGCAGGAUGCAUGGUUGUUGGGGUGUGGAGAUAGAGAAGGUUGAUGGCAAGUGUGAACCGUGCAGCAGACAGUUGCGGUAUUUUGUGAUAUUUGUGUGGUCAGGAAGAUUGCAGUCCCUCAUGUGCCGCGGAACAGCUUUUGAACGACAGGGUGGUGGAUCCCUUUGAACAGU
Molecule: messenger RNA, 1957 nt
Organism: Physcomitrium patens
Lineage: Eukaryota; Viridiplantae; Streptophyta; Bryopsida; Funariales; Funariaceae
Molecular function (GO): DNA binding
Source: RefSeq, a predicted model, not a curated record